AUGACCACACCCACCAUGGCCCAGCCUACGGCCGCCCAAGCCAACGGCACCUCAGAAUCGCCAACCCUCGAUAAGGCGCAAUCCGUCGCCCCAGGAAAGCGAAAACGCGAUGUUGAAGAAGAAGAGGAUCGCGAUGAGGAAAUGGUUUCCGAUGAGCAAAAGCCUGCCAUUACCAAUGGGGAACCCAAAAAAGACCAACGCGACUUGAUAAAAUCUUUCGUUGAAGUCCUUAGCAGCUACGACGUCGGUCCCUCCAUCCUCAAGCGCCCCCUCCCCGAAUUUUUUGAUGGUGACGACGAAGACGAUCAUCGAGUAAAGCGUCAGAAGUCGACCGACCUGUCCACCAUCUCCGACAAGGCUACUGCGAAUGUGUAUGAGGAUCUUGACCAGGUGGCCGAUGACCUGGUGUCCGCAAUCCAUGUCGCUCUCAAGGAAAUCAAGAUGCAGCCUUCUGAUGAUAAGGAUGAGUCGGCCGACGACACGUUGAGGACACAAAUCGCAGAUUUCAAGGACAAGGCCAUGCAACUUCUUCGUCGAGAAAAGGCCUACCCCAAGAUUAGUUCAGACCCUCUUCCCGUCGAGGCCAAGCUGCCGUCAUCUCCUCAAAGGGGAGAAUUGGCACUCUCUGUUGUCGGAUUUGCACCUCAAGAGAAGAGACUAUUCUCCAGUCUUCCAGUUUCCAAUGAAACCAACUUGCGUGACCUGGCCCUGCCUCCGGGCGUAUCAUUAACGCACAUAAUGCCCGCAUCUUCCCAUGAACGAGCCCAGACCCUGGGGGAUUUGUUUUCAUCACCUCGGUCUUUGCCACCUUUACAACCCCCCAAGCAGCCCAAGACACAAGCCAAGGGCAACACGCUGGAUUUUUAUCAUCCAGAACUGACCGACAACUGCAAGUUCCGAAAUGCUAGUUACUUCACUACUAAGUUGUCUGCAGGGUGCUACCUUGACUAUAGCAACGCGACCCCUUCGUCACAAACCUUGAACAAACAACGAGAACGUGCGCAAAGUCUAGCUGGAAAGCGACCUUCGACCACCGAACUUGAGUUGUCUGAGAUGGAAUCCCUUUUCCGGGGCGCAUUUUCCAGUUUUGCUCCUUGUAAGGACGACUCAGGAGCACUAGUGCCAUCCAGCGUAGCGGGUCGAAUGUGGUGGCAGCGAUCGGGACACAAGAACUUUCAGAACAUGAUCGAGGUUGAAUACUACGGCAGCGCUAACGAUGAGGAGAAGACCGAUAAAAACAAUGUCAUGGAAAUUGACGAGAAGGCUAUCCAGGAAGCGAUUGAUAACUGGGACGAGUCCGUCGUUGAUCCGUCACUGGAAGAGGCUCUGGGAACUAAGCGAACGAACGAGGAGAAGGAAGCGGAUGAGAUCCUUGAAGAGGUCACCGACUUGAUCGAAACACUGUCUUCCUACCAGCGUAUUCGAAAUCUCAACCUCCCCAACUCACAAAACCGUUCAUCGAGCGACCCAGUCACAGGUGAUAUGCUGGCUACCCCUGGCCCGACUCCUUCUGAGGGUGAGCAAGCUACGUACCAGGUGCUCAAGGCUCAGCUUGCAUUGAUCAUCAAGACUCUACCACCGUACGCAGUAGCCAAAUUGAACGGAGAUCAGCUCGAGGAUCUUCUCAUCAGCACCAAGGUCCAGGUUCAGACCGAUGGUUACAAGGGAGUUAUGGAAGAGGAUGAAGCGGGUGUUCAGGCCCGGUUGAGAGCCCAGCAACAAGCUGCCCAAGUCAACGCUCGACCACCUCCACAACGUACACCUAGUAUAUCGGGUGUUUCUUACGGGCAUCACACGCCCCAGAAUCAGUAUGCAACCCCUCAACGAACCCCUUCAAUGUCGCAGCAACAAUACUACAGGCCUGGACCUACACCAAGCUUUCAGCCUCAGCCGCGGCCUAUGCCUGCUCAAGCCCGACCCCCUCAACCUAACCAGUAUUCCCGACCCAACGGGUACCCUGCGCAGUACGCAACCCAAGUUGCGAAAGCUCAAACUCCUUACGGCCACCAGAAUAUGCCUCAGUAUGCUUCUCAACAAAGACCUCAGUUUGGACAGAUGCCGGCUCAACCAGGAACGCCUGGUCAGAGAUACCCUUUCCAGCCAGGCUAUCCCCAGCAGCAAGCUGCUACCCCUGCGCAACCCAACUUUGGGGUUUACACGAACGGGCAAGGCAUGCCGCAACGCACGAUGUCCCCUGUGGUCAAUAGGCAAGCCUACAACGCAUCGCCGAAUAAUAUGCAGCAACAGCAGCCCCCGCGAUAUGGCACGCCGAAUCAAGCGGCGGGAAAUCAAAUGAAUAGGUACCCGAGCAACCCCCCUCAACAAGGAACACCUGCUCAGAACCCUGGACUUACAGGAUAUCACACCGUUAUUCCUGAGGCACAACAGCAACGCAUCCUCGAUCAAGCGAAAGCCAGGGUUGCUGCCCAGGAGCGGUCCGCCAUGUUCACCGACAAGAUCGCGCAGCCAGGCACGCCCGGUUAUGGAGUAGGAAAUGGCUCGGUGGGUGUCAUGGAUGCCAACAGGCUUGCAGCUGCUCGGGCAAGCAUCGCCGCCCAGCAGAAGCCCCCGACACCCAACUCUUCACGAUCGAGUAUGAAUGGGACACCAGGACCACCGCCUCCGCACAAGGUGACUCCUGUCCCAGUCCCACCAAUUCCAGGCAUGCAGCAUAAGCCAUCGCAAUAG
This is a messenger RNA of Fusarium poae, 2688 nucleotides long. RefSeq lists its product as uncharacterized. The coding region runs from base 1 to 2688 and encodes 895 amino acids. The record is from RefSeq and is a predicted model, not a curated record. Lineage: Eukaryota; Fungi; Ascomycota; Sordariomycetes; Hypocreales; Nectriaceae. The transcript is spliced from 2 exons.